AGCGAACGACCCGAGCAUGCCGUGAGACUAAUCCAGGAACAACUAACAGCACUAACGCAACACCCCCUUCUCGUAUCGCAGCGCAGGGGUUAAUCCCGGGUUUAGAUCAGGGGCAUUUUCAGCUGCGAGCGUGCUAUCAGCUUGCGCAGUGCGCUACGUGAUUGGCAUGUCGGCAUUUCCACAGAGCACCACUCCGCAUAUGCAAGGGAGGGGGAGUGUGCAUUGCAUUGGCUGGCCGCCCAAUUUAGGAAUAAUGAGCCUGUGCGAAUGAUAACGUCUACGCAGUUGCAAAAGCUUGUUCAUUUUUCCCUCCUCCAUUGUUGGAGGUCCAAUUCUAUUCAAUCCUUUCUCCUCUCUGCUCAAAAACACCAGCAGAAAUUAUGACGAUCCGGUUCCUCGUCAAUUUUGGCCUUUUGGCCCUUCCUAUCGCUAUCACGCUGGGUGUGUUGAUCGGUCUUAACAGUUCGCGAGAGGCAUCGGGUGGACCGCCUUUGUUCAAGCCGGACCCGAAACCGACAGCACCAAAGAAGAAGAAUGGCAUUACGACGGAACAGCAUUGUCAAAAGUCUUAUGGUGUACAUCCUGAGACCAAGGGCCAAGAAUAUACACUCAAUCCUAAUCAGUGGGGUUGGGACGAAGGCGAUGACGGAGGAUUAUGUUUAUAUGUCGACAUAAACAACAAUGAAACCUACGCAACAAAAACAACCGCUCCUCGAUGGUCCGUAGUAUGGGAAUACCCUCAAGGUCCCGAAACCGCUCCCGUCCAUGCCUACCCCAACAUCAAAGUCGACGGCUCCGUCUUCCCCGCCAAGCUCAACACCAUUGACAAGAUCGAGAUCGACUUUGAAUGGACUUACGCCGUUGGCAACGGUUCCGCAAAGGGCGCUACACCGGCUACAAAGACAGACCUCACCGACUUGAAAAACCAUCUUCUAAACGCCAACGUCGCGAUGGAUAUGUUCAUGGACAGCGAUCAGAAGAAGGCGCAGGACAGUGAGGAUGCGUCGCACGAAAUCAUGGUGUGGUUUGCUGCCAUUGGACCUGCGACACAACCUCUCGGUUUCAACGUCGAUGGAGCGAAUCCCCUUGCGACAAAGACUCUUCACGGCACAGAAUUCAAACUCUACUACGAUACCAACCAGGCCAAGCAAAAAGUCUUGACAUGGUACGUCGACAAGCCCACCGAAAAGUUCGACGGUGAUCUCUGGCCAUUAAUCGAGGAGAUUCUCUCCAUGGACAACGCGAAUUACCCCUCGUCAUCCGACUACAUCGGCUACAUGUCCUGGGGAACAGAAGCAUACUCGGCCAACACGACAGUAACAUUCGACGUCCCCAGCUUGUCAAUAAACGUGGAGAAGAAGGCCUAAACCACUAGAUAAAGCCUUCUCGUUUU
This is a messenger RNA of Fusarium redolens, 1393 nucleotides long. Its product is annotated as concanavalin A-like lectin/glucanase domain-containing protein. The record is from RefSeq and is a predicted model, not a curated record. Bases 381 to 1367 code for a protein of 328 amino acids. The transcript is spliced from 4 exons. NCBI's taxonomy places the organism in Eukaryota, Fungi, Ascomycota, Sordariomycetes, Hypocreales, Nectriaceae. Gene Ontology annotation, molecular function: cellulase activity. Gene Ontology annotation, biological process: polysaccharide catabolic process.